GAUUCUUCCACCAAUCGUUAUUCGGAAUCGUAACACAUUGGUUCAUCUUAUUGCUGACGGGAAUCUCCUCGGCGAAAAUGCUUUCAACAUGCCUGUUCGUGACGUUUCUGUCCUUCUUCAUAACCUGCAUAAAUGCUGCCCAAAUCUUACCUCACUUAGCCUUAUAGGAAAUCCAGGAUGGCGCAACCUUAUCUGCGAUAGAUCUCAUCAUCUCUACAAACAAUACAGAAAAGCUGCGCUAGAAAUGCUACCUCAUCUGCGUUCAAUAGAUGCCAAGACAACCUACAGAGUUUUACUCUUUGUUCGUAUCUUCCAUGUUUUAUUGCAAUGGCGUCUUCUCAGAACUCAGGUAACAUCAGAAUUUGAGUAGAU
Molecule: messenger RNA, 372 nt
Organism: Strongylus vulgaris
Lineage: Eukaryota; Metazoa; Nematoda; Chromadorea; Rhabditida; Strongylidae
Source: the annotation of a GenBank genome assembly